Neofelis nebulosa (Clouded leopard) is the source of this 2253-nucleotide messenger RNA. RefSeq names its product solute carrier family 13 member 5 (gene SLC13A5). The record is from RefSeq and is a predicted model, not a curated record. Gene Ontology annotation, molecular function: citrate transmembrane transporter activity; succinate transmembrane transporter activity; sodium:dicarboxylate symporter activity. The coding region runs from base 220 to 2097 and encodes 625 amino acids. The transcript is spliced from 11 exons. Gene Ontology annotation, cellular component: membrane. Gene Ontology annotation, biological process: monoatomic anion transmembrane transport; citrate transport. Lineage: Eukaryota; Metazoa; Chordata; Mammalia; Carnivora; Felidae.
GCCCGGGCCCAGGACGCUCCCGGGCGGGGUUGGCGGAGUUGGGGGCCGGCGCGCCCCACCGACCCCGCGCGGUGGCCCCGCCCCUGGGGCCGCGGGGAGGCCCCGCCACGGGGGCGGGGUUGGCCCUGCCCCCCCUCCCCUUCCCGCUGCGGCCCCUUCUUAAGCCCUCGGGUCGCUGGCUGCCGUCACUCGGCUCUCCCGCCGCCUCCCUCCUGCGUUAUGGCCUCGGCGGCGCGCAGCUAUGUCUCCAGGUUCAAGUCCUUCGUGAUCUUGUUCCUCACCCCGCUCCUGCUGCUGCCACUCGUCAUUCUGAUGCCCGCCAAGUUCGUCAGGUGUGCCUACGUCAUCAUCCUCAUGGCCGUGUACUGGUGCACGGAGGUCAUCCCCCUGGCCGUCACCUCCCUCAUGCCGGCCUUGCUCUUCCCGCUCUUGAAGAUUCUGGACUCCAAGCAGGUGAGCGCCCCCGGGGGCCCCCGGCGGCAUCCUGCGUCUGCCCCGUGGCGCACUCCCCGAGCCCCUGUCGGAGCUGCCCGGCCCGUCCCCGCUCGGGCGGCCCGGCCUGCUGGCCAGUCUCGGGGCCGGGGUGGCCCUAAUGGGCCCCGUGCUGUCCUCCAGGUGUGUAUCCAGUACAUGAAGGACACCAACAUGCUGUUCUUGGGCGGCCUCAUCAUGGCCGUGGCCGUGGAGCGCUGGAAUCUGCACAAGAGGAUAGCCCUGCGCACGCUCCUGUGGGUGGGGGCCAAGCCAGCACAGCUGAUGCUGGGCUUCAUGGGCGUCACGGCCUUUCUCUCCAUGUGGAUCAGCAACACGGCCACCACGGCCAUGAUGGUGCCCAUCGUGGAGGCCAUGUUACAGCAGAUAGAGACCGCCGGCUCCGCCGAGGCCGGCCUGGGGGCCCUGGAGCUGGCAGACAAGGGCAGGGCCGGCCAGCUUCCAGGGAGCCAAGUGACCUUCGAAGGGCCCCCCGAGGGGCUGCGGGCCGACCGCGACCGGAGGAGCGUGCGCAAGGCCAUGACCCUGUGCGUGUGCUACGCGGCCAGCAUCGGAGGGACCGCCACACUGACAGGGACGGGGCCCAACGUGGUGCUCCUGGGCCAGAUGCACGAGUUGUUUCCGGACAGCAAAGACCUGGUGAACUUCGCCUCCUGGUUUGGCUUUGCCUUUCCCAACAUGCUGGUGAUGCUGUUGCUGGCCUGGCUGUGGCUCCAGUGCGUCUAUAUGAGGUUCAGUUUUAAGGCGUCCUGGGGCUGCGGGCUGGAGAGCAGGCACCGCGAGAAGGCCGUGUAUGAGCUGCUGUGGCGGGAGUACAGGAAGCUGGGGCCGUUCUCCUUCGCCGAGGCCAACGUCCUGCUCUGCUUCCUCCUGCUGGUCGGCCUGUGGUUCUCGCGGGACCCCGGCUUCAUGCCCGGCUGGGUGUCGCUGGCCUGGGAGGAGGGCGAGACAAAGUACGCGUCUGACGCCACCGUGGCCACCUUCGUGGCCACCUUGCUGUUCGUAGUGCCUUCGCAGAGGCCCCAGUUCAACUUCCGUGGCCAGACAGAGGAGGAAAGGAAAACUCCAUUUUAUCCCCCUGCGCUGCUGACCUGGAAGGUGACCCAGGAGAAAGUGCCCUGGGGCAUCGUGCUGCUGCUGGGGGGCGGCUUCGCACUGGCCAAAGGAUGUGAGGCCUCGGGGCUGUCGGAAUGGAUGGGGGAGCAGAUGGAACCCUUGCACUCUGUGCCCCCGGCGGCCAUCACCUUGAUCCUGUCCCUGCUUGUUGCCGUGUUCACCGAGUGUACGAGCAAUGUGGCCACCACGACCCUAUUCCUGCCCAUCUUCGCCUCCAUGUCACGUUCCAUCGGCCUCAACCCGCUGUACGUCAUGCUGCCCUGCACCCUGAGCGCGUCCUUUGCCUUCAUGCUGCCCGUGGCCACCCCGCCCAACGCCAUCGUGUUUGCUUACGGACACCUCAAGGUUUCCGACAUGGUGAAAACAGGACUCAUGAUGAACAUAAUUGGAGUCUUCUGUGUAUUUCUGGCUGUCAACACGUGGGGACGGGUCAUCUUUGACUUGGACCAUUUCCCUGACUGGGCUAACCUGACACACGCGGAGACCUAGGGAGAGCCUCGCGACCCGGCACGCCGCCCCCACCCUCCUGAGGACCCAAACCUCCCAGCACACCUCCCGGCACAAGUUUGGGGUUCGCUCCCCAAAGCGAUCCAGUGAUGCCCACGCCCCCACGGAGACCCAGCCUGGGGGCUCCAUGCAGAGCUG